Messenger RNA from Cinclus cinclus, 701 nucleotides. RefSeq names its product small EDRK-rich factor 2 (gene SERF2). The record is from RefSeq and is a predicted model, not a curated record. Bases 122 to 535 code for a protein of 137 amino acids. The transcript is spliced from 2 exons. Lineage: Eukaryota; Metazoa; Chordata; Aves; Passeriformes; Cinclidae.
CUGGCGUGCGGGGGCGGCUGCGGCGCUUGCGCCCAACCUUCCGGGUUUUUCGCCCCCGCCGGCAGAAGGGAGGCCAUAGCCCGCGGCCAAUCAGGCGGUGCCUUGCCGGAGAGACGCGCCAAUGGGAGUGCAGCGGGGGAUGGAUCGGAGCAAUGAUUGGCUGUGGCGUCCCUUAAAAAGCGGCGCGGGGCGGGGUGUGGGGGGGGGUCAGUGCGGGACGUGGCGGUGGAGUGGAGGUGGGAGGGAGCGGCGCCAUGACCCGCGGGAACCAGCGCGAACUGGCGCGGCAGAAGAACCUGAAGAAGCAGAGCGACUCGGGCAAGGGCAAGCGGCGGGACGACGGGCUCUCGGCUGCCGCCCGCAAGCAGAGGUGAGCGCCGGGCCGGCCCUGCCGGCUUCCCCCGCCCCGCUCCUUGCUCCCGCCCCGCGGCGGUGCCGGCCCCGCCGCCAGCCCCGCCGCGCUCUCCGCAGGGACUCGGAGAUCAUGCAGCAGAAGCAGAAGAAGGCCGACGAGAAGAAGGAAGGCAACAAGUAGCGGGUGGCCGCGCCGGGUUGCCGCCCCAGGGCCGGUCCCGCCGGCAGGAUGCCCCGCGCUGCCCCAGGCCGGGUUCCGCCGGGACCCCCGGCAUCGUCCCGCGCCCUGCGGCGCCGUCCCCUAUUAAAGUAGCUGUGGAUCCCUGCACGCUGCGUCUGCUCGUCCG